AUGCGUGAAAUCGCUCAUCUGCAAGCCGGCCAAUGCGGUAAUCAGAUCGGUGCAAAGUUUUGGGAGGUGAUUUCCGACGAGCAUGGGAUUGAUCCGACCGGUACGUACCACGGGGACUCGGAUCUCCAGCUGGAACGGAUCAACGUCUAUUACAACGAGGCGUCAGGGGGAAAGUACGUGCCGAGAGCGAUUCUGGUCGACCUAGAACCGGGCACCAUGGACGCGGUCCGAUCCGGACCGUUUGGUCAGAUAUUCCGUCCAGACAACUUUGUGUUCGGUCAGAGCGGCGCUGGGAACAAUUGGGCGAAGGGCCAUUACACAGAAGGCGCGGAAUUGGUCGAUUCCGUGUUGGACGUUGUACGAAAAGAAGCGGAGAGCUGCGACUGUCUGCAGGGCUUUCAGCUGACCCAUUCUCUGGGCGGCGGAACCGGUGCCGGUAUGGGCACCUUGUUGAUCUCGAAGAUCCGUGAGGAAUACCCGGAUAGGAUCAUGAUGACCUUCAGCGUGGUUCCCUCUCCCAAGGUAUCCGACACCGUGGUCGAGCCGUACAAUUGUACACUAUCGGUGCACCAACUGGUCGAGAACACGGACGAAUCCUAUUGCAUCGACAACGAAGCCCUCUACGACAUUUGCUUCCGCACGUUAAAGUUAACCACUCCGACCUACGGUGACUUGAAUCACCUGGUUAGCGCGACCCUAAGCGGCGUGACUACGUGUCUGAGGUUCCCAGGUCAAUUGAACGCCGAUCUCCGGAAACUCGCUGUAAACAUGGUGCCGUUUCCACGACUGCACUUCUUCAUCCCCGGUUUCGCGCCGUUGACGUCCAGAGGCUCGCAGCAGUACAGAGCUCUGACGGUCCCGGAACUCACGCAGCAAAUGUUCGACGCGAAGAACAUGAUGGCCGCCUGCGAUCCUCGUCACGGUCGUUAUCUGACAGUGGCGGCCGUUUUUCGUGGCAGAAUGUCGAUGAAGGAGGUGGACGAACAGAUGUUGAACAUUCAGAACAAGAACAGCAGUUACUUCGUCGAGUGGAUACCGAGUAACGUUAAAACCGCCGUCUGCGAUAUCCCACCACGAGGAUUGAAGAUGUCGGCGACCUUCAUCGGGAAUUCGACAGCUAUCCAGGAACUGUUCAAGAGAGUGUCGGAACAAUUCACGGCGAUGUUCAGGCGGAAAGCGUUCCUGCAUUGGUACACCGGCGAGGGGAUGGACGAGAUGGAGUUCACGGAGGCCGAGAGCAACAUGAACGAUUUGGUCUCGGAGUAUCAACAGUAUCAAGAGGCGACCGCCGAGGAGGAGGGCGAAUUCGACGAGGAGGAGGAAGGCGAGGGCGAGAACCAGUGA
Messenger RNA from Dufourea novaeangliae, 1344 nucleotides. RefSeq names its product tubulin beta chain-like. Lineage: Eukaryota; Metazoa; Arthropoda; Insecta; Hymenoptera; Halictidae. Gene Ontology annotation, cellular component: cytoplasm; microtubule. The transcript is spliced from 5 exons. Gene Ontology annotation, biological process: mitotic cell cycle; microtubule cytoskeleton organization. The coding region runs from base 1 to 1344 and encodes 447 amino acids. Gene Ontology annotation, molecular function: GTP binding; structural constituent of cytoskeleton; GTPase activity. The record is from RefSeq and is a predicted model, not a curated record.